AUGGACAGUUGUCGGGAUCGUCUUGCUUCUGGCAGCGGCCUCUCAGCUGCCGCCAAGGAUGGUGCGAUCCCACAAAAGGACGGGGAGGCGGAGGAGGAAGUCUCUUUACCCCUAGGCUUUCCCAAGGUGGCUGUGCGGGCCUACACACAAACGAGCAAGAGCUGCUCUGCCAGCAUCCGGAAGUAUGAAGGGCCGCUUCUUGGCGACUGCAGCGACGAUGCCAAACCCGUAGACCAGCCUUACAUGGCGCGCAACACAAGUAGCACCAGCAGCAGCAGUACGUGGAUCGAAAGACGUUUAUCGUAUGGCACCAAAGGCAGUACUCAGGGGGUAGCUCUCCGUGCUGCCUCUUUCGGGGGAGAUUCGGGACGCCCUCCGCAAGCUUCUCCGUCAGAGUUUCACCCUGCAUCCUCGCGACAGCAGGUGCCGGCAUCCGCCCGAUUGCAGCCACGAAAAAGUACUUGCGUAUCUCCCGAUUGCAUAGAGCAGCCAGAUAGAAACACUCUCCAGCCACACUGCACGAAGCCGCACUGCGUGGUCUGCGGCGUGUUUUCUCCUAAAGAAGGUCCCCACAUCCCGUACCUGCAGCAGCAGCUGCAUCCGGACGGCAGCUUCGCAAAGAUUCCCCAUGAUUCUCUCUGCGCUUCCUCCCCCUCGCCGGAAAAUGCAACCCUCGGAGUGCCAGCAGCAUUGCUGCCACCCCUAGAGGAAGACAAUCCGAAUGCUAAGGAGCAGGACGUGGAAGCAGAAUGCUGUGGCGCCCCCCAGUCGGUGAUGCUCGCGAUGAUGCUUUUCGUCUCCCUACAAAUCGUUUUCAAUGUAGACAAUGGAAUCGUUCCAGCAGUGCUGCCUCAGCUGUGGGAAGAGUAUCAUAUUGCGGAUUCACAACAAGGCCUCUUAGGAGCAUUGCCGUACGUUGGCACGGCCCUCAUGUCGCCCCUCAACUCCCGACUCCUCAACGCUCUGCUCCCCAAGUGUUUCCUCUGCAUCUGUCUCUGCUGCAACACAGCAGCCUGCUGCCUCUUCGCUAUGGCUCCGGGAGGCCCUUGGCUGCUGACUGCGCGGCUCCUGGUAGGGGCCACCCAGGCACCCUUCUUCAUCUAUGCACCCGUCUGGAUCGAUGCCUUCGCUCCUCAGCAGCAGCUCACCUUAUGGCUAGGCUUCUUGCAGGGGGCCGUUGUGCUCGGCAUUAUGGUAAGCAGCAGACGCCCCUCACGUAUACAGACCAGGGCCACCUAA
Molecule: messenger RNA, 1239 nt
Organism: Cyclospora cayetanensis
Lineage: Eukaryota; Apicomplexa; Conoidasida; Eucoccidiorida; Eimeriidae
Exons: 2
Coding region: 1-1239 (412 amino acids)
Biological process (GO): transmembrane transport
Cellular component (GO): membrane
Molecular function (GO): transmembrane transporter activity
Source: RefSeq, a predicted model, not a curated record